UUCCGACCGGGAAUUUUGGGGAUCGGUUGUUUUGCACGGAUUGGUAUUCAUAACGAGAGCGCUCGAUUCAUGCUACUCGCCUUCAUCCUGAUACUGUAUUUGGGUUUUGGUGCGAUUCUGUUCAAUUAUUUGGAGCGAGAAAAUGAGAUACAAGAAAAGCGAGAAUAUUCGAUAUUGCUAAAAAAUGUGCGUGAAUCGUUGUGCAAUAAUAGCACUGAACAGUGCAAACAACUGGAACUUCUCCUCGAGCUGAACUCAAAUUUAACUUCUGCCGGAUUGUUGUAUCAAAGUGAACGCUUCGAUAUUUCUGGAUCAUUCUUUUUUGCUGGUACUGUCAUUUCGACUAUAGGUAAGAAUGCAUCAUCCAAUCCUUCUAUCUUCGUAUGGAUCAGUCAUCGACUGGGUUUUGGAAUGUCCACCCCUCGCACAACCAUCGGUCGACUCACCACAAUUGUCUACGGUGUUUUGGGAUGCGCCUGCUGCGUUCUAUUUUUUAACUUAUUUCUCGAGCGUUUCAUCACAAUUCUAACAUAUGUGUUGAGAUAUGUGCAUGAUCGGAAGGUGAAACGAAGACAUGAAUGCGAUGAAUCGUUACCAAUCCCGUUGUGCGCUCACGAAGUGGGUAAUUUGUCGACCUUUAGCUCGCUGAAUGGCGUUGAAGAAGGCUGGAAGCCAUCUGUAUAUAAAGUAUUCGUGAUAUUAUUUGUCAUUUGCACAAUAUUAAUGUUUUCGGCAGCGUAUUUUUAUUCAUCAACUGAGCAAUGGACCUACACUGAUUCGCUAUACUUUUGCUUCACAGGAUUUGCAACGAUCGGAUUCGGUGAUUUUGUACCAUAUCAAGGAUCGGACUUUGAUUAUUCGCAUAAUUUAGUGCGCAUUGCAAAUUUUUUGCUAUUAUCAUUGGGCGCAUGUUGUAUGUAUUGUUUGUUCAAUGUUUCGAGUAUUGUGAUAAGGCAGUUGCUCAACUGGCUUAUCAGACAAAUUAAUAUCAAAACUGGCGACACAGUGUUUUGUUGCAAAACCAAACCGAAACGCUACAUGGGACUUGGAUUGCGUCCUCCUGCAGGUUAUGAUGGACGGGAAAGAAAUGCAAUAAAUGAGAACGGUGAAGGCCUUCAAUCGUUGAAGGAUUUCUUGAUGAGUAACCGCAACAGUGUCGUUCUUCUGCAGACACAACUGAUUAAAAGUGCAGCUAAGAAUACCCCAAAUGAAGAAAAGAUCUCAGCAAAUCGAGUUGGUCCGAUGGGAAUGCUGAAUGAAACUUUUGGUGACGUUUGA
Anisakis simplex (herring worm) is the source of this 1278-nucleotide messenger RNA. The record is from the annotation of a GenBank genome assembly. Lineage: Eukaryota; Metazoa; Nematoda; Chromadorea; Rhabditida; Anisakidae.